AUGAAGCUGCUGCAGAUUGGAACCUAUUCAUCUCGUUUAGAGAACAAUCAGUUUUUGCAGGUGCCUGGUGCUCCGCUGCCGCGGUUUGUCCCCCCGCCUUCGGCCUUGUGCGCGAGAUGUCCGGGCAGUGGUGGUGCGGACGACCCAUCGGCGUUCCUGAGACAGCUGGCCGCUGGUCUCGACCUGCUGUUUUGGAAUUUCCUUUCAGGUACACCAUUCGGUGCGUUCCCUGUCUCAUUUCCUUCUGCGUACGACAACCACAUGAUAGAGCUCAUUGUUAGCGACUACACCAUCAACACAUUGUUCUACCAACUACAUAGAAAACAAUUCCUGACAUUCCAAAUUGGACCUGAUACCCCGAAAAUUGGUGAACUACUGAAGACAACUUGUAGCGAAGACGAGGAUGAGGGAUUGGAAGGCACAGAAGUAGAGCUCGACGAAAACGAGGAGUCGCGUCGCUUGAAGAAUGCAUUGCGGAAGUUAAAAAAGUUGAGAACCAGACGAUCUACGAAAGAAAGAGGCAAACGACAAGAUGAUGCAGGUGGUCUGGCUGACCUUGGAAUCUGUUUUGGUGAUAUUCUACCAGCCGUUCGCGAGAAGUAUCCCAAUCAGAGGAUUUCCAUUGUGAUACGUACGGUUCGAGCACCUUCGGUGAUUCUCAGUCAAGCUCAAGGAGGUACUGUGAUCCUGGAUCUGGUUGCUGAUGCUGACCUUUACAUCCUUAACACCAACAGGGUCGGAACAAUGACAAUCGCGACAACCGUGGUCAUUGUGGCACAACUGCGUGGAAAUCAAUUCUAUGGAACAGCAAUGAUCACGAAUCUCAAGUUGACGGACAGGGCCGGAACACUGGGUCUACCUCAGGACGCUCUCGAUAAUCUCGGAAAUCUCGGAAAGGAACUUGUUCAGAAGAUGCUGAGUGACACAUUACAAAAAGGUGUGCAGAUCAACAUACCUACCGGAAGUGUGGCCGGUCUCCCGAUCAACAUCAUAAACCCGUCGAUGCGAAUCAUUGAACAUGGCCUGUACAUCGCCACCGACAUCACCAUCUCUCCAUCACUGUUCGGAAUCAGCGGCGGACAACAGUGCUGA
Messenger RNA from Angiostrongylus costaricensis, 1092 nucleotides. NCBI's taxonomy places the organism in Eukaryota, Metazoa, Nematoda, Chromadorea, Rhabditida, Metastrongylidae. The record is from the annotation of a GenBank genome assembly.